GAUCCCGCCAUAGUUUUUCCCACCCUUCCACUAUAGACCCAUCGCCAAAUCCACCCAGUACAACCCACCUCCUCCACAGUGCGAUAGAGGCAUUAGGCUGCUGCUUUAUUCGUCUGCCGGGGCCGGCUGCAAGUCAAGGGAUUUCAUUUCUUCUUCUGCUCCACUUAUUCACCUGGAUUUACAACUAAAUUCAACGUUAUCGUCUGUUUUUACACUUCUGAAAUCUCUUUUUUUAAUUUUAGUUUGCUGCCGUAAAUUUGUAUUAUUUUUUAGGUCUUUUUUUAUUUUUAUUUUUUAGAAAUUCUUGCUUCGACCGUGAUUUCCACUUUCAUUUAGUGUGGCAAGAGUGACAAUAGCCUAUCUUGUUGCGCUAAUUCAGGAGAUAAACUUUUUGCUGGCUUCAGUUUUUGUUAUUACGGACUUUGAUUUUUUUUUUUCGUUUUUGGACUUGGAAAAACAAUCUCCACCAUGCACAAGCUAUACAUUGGGAAUCUAGGCGACAGCGUGACUGCCGAGGACUUAGGAAAAACCUUUGACGACCACAAGAUCCCAUACUCCGGACAGUUUCUAAUGAAAACCGGCUAUGCGUUUGUGGAUUGUCCUGACGACCAGUGGGCCAUGAAGGCUAUCGAGACGUUUUCUGGUAAAGUGGAGCUUCAAGGGAAACGUAUUGAGGUCGAGCACUCCGUCCCCAAGAAGCAAAGGACCAGGAAACUGCAGAUCAGAAACAUUCCACCUCACCUGCAGUGGGAGGUGCUGGAUGGGCUGCUGGCCCAGUGUGGAACCGUAGAGAACUGUGAGCAAGUGAAUACAGACAGUGAGACUGCAGUGGUUAAUGUCACAUAUGCAUCCCGGGAGCAUGCCAGGCAAGCCAUCCAGAAGCUGAAUGGAUACCAGUUUGAGAACAAUGCCCUGCGCGUCUCCUACAUCCCAGACGAGAACACCGAGCUGGAGGGAGGCCAGCGAGGCCCCGAUAACGGCCGGCGCCCUGGUUACGGGCCCAGAGGCGGUCCCCGCGGUGGGUCCCCGAGCUCUGGGAUGCACUCCAAACCUCCGCACGCCGACAUCCCUCUGAGACUGCUGGUACCAACGCAGUACGUCGGGGCCAUCAUUGGCAAGGAGGGAGCCACCAUUCGCAACAUCACCAAGCAGACGCAGAGCAAGAUUGACGUGCAUCGCAAGGAGAAUGCAGGUGCUGCUGAGAAGCCGAUCAGCAUCCACUCCACCCCUGAGGGCUGCUCAUCCGCCUGCCGCAUGAUCCUGGACAUUAUGCACCAGGAGGCUAAAGACACAAAGACUGCUGAUGAGGUUCCUCUAAAGAUUCUGGCUCACAACAACUUUGUUGGACGCCUGAUUGGGAAGGAGGGACGCAACCUGAAAAAAGUUGAACAGGACACAGACACCAAGAUCACCAUCUCCCCUCUUCAGGACCUGACACUGUACAAUCCAGAGAGAACCAUCACAAUCAAAGGCGCUAUUGAAGCCUGCUGUCUGGCCGAGGUGGAGGUCAUGAAGAAGGUCAGAGAGGCCUAUGAGAACGACAUUGCUGCUAUGAACCAACAGACCCACUUGAUCCCCGGGCUCAACCUGGGUGCGCUGGGCCUCUUCCCCUCCUCCUCCAACAUGCCCCCCCCCCCGCCCGGAAACGCAGCCGCUGGUGCCCCCUAUGGUUGCUUUGGGGCUCCAGAGCAGGAGACUGUCCAUGUUUACAUCCCAGCACAGGCAGUGGGAGCCAUCAUUGGAAAGAAAGGACAGCACAUCAAACAGCUGAGCCGCUUCGCUGGGGCCUCCAUCAAGAUCGCCCCAGCUGAAACUCCAGACUCUAAAAUGAGGAUGGUGAUUGUGACAGGUCCCCCUGAGGCUCAGUUUAAGGCUCAGGGCAGAAUCUAUGGCAAACUGAAGGAGGAGAAUUUCUUUGGGCCAAAGGAGGAGGUCAAACUGGAGACUCACAUCAAGAUGGCCGCUGCAGCUGCAGGAAGAGUCAUUGGCAAAGGAGGCAAGACGGUGAAUGAGCUGCAGAACCUUACAGCAGCUGAGGUGGUGGUCCCCAGGGAACAGACACCUGAUGAAAAUGACCAGGUCAUUGUCAAGAUCAAUGGACAUUUCUACGCCAGCCAGUUGGCUCAGAGGAAGAUCCGGGACAUUCUGACCCAGGUCAAACAGCCACAGAAAGGCGGCAUGGGCUCCGGCCCUAACCCCCAGGGCUUCACAGAGAUGGGCAGCCCUACCCAGGGACUGACUCAGGAACACCAGCCGCGCAGGAAGUGAGGGUCCCCGCACCCUCCUCA
Micropterus dolomieu (smallmouth bass) is the source of this 2288-nucleotide messenger RNA. It is a transcript of the gene igf2bp1, whose product is annotated as insulin-like growth factor 2 mRNA binding protein 1. Gene Ontology annotation, biological process: regulation of gene expression; nervous system development. Gene Ontology annotation, molecular function: mRNA 3'-UTR binding. Bases 469 to 2268 code for a protein of 599 amino acids. The record is from RefSeq and is a predicted model, not a curated record. The transcript is spliced from 15 exons. Gene Ontology annotation, cellular component: nucleus; cytoplasm; cytosol. Lineage: Eukaryota; Metazoa; Chordata; Actinopteri; Centrarchiformes; Centrarchidae.